UACAGCUACAGAUUACGCGUUCGUGUGUCAACUCUGCAGUAAAUAUCGACUUCAACGAAUCAUCAUUUACUAGAAAGUUUGCAACUCCUACCUGUCUCAGUUCAGGGGGCGCUGCCUCUCUCCUGGCGAUAGUCGCUCCUGUGUGUCUGUGCCAGGCGCUGCCGUCGGGCUUGCCCGCUGACGUCACGGCGUCGCUGGUUGCCGCCUUGUCGCAACACCUGCGCGCCGACUGUGUUCAGCUGGUGUGCGACCAUGCUGACGGAGGCGACCACAGCCUGGCAGCAGAGCGAUGGUGCCAGCACGUGCAGAAGCUGCUGACGGCCAGCGUACCAGUUGCAGCCAGCCUCUUGCAGACACCCGCCAGCCUCUUGCAGACGCCCGCCAGCCCACACGGCCACGGUCUCUGCGCGAGGGAGCACCGUCUCUUGCAUGUCGUGCAUGCCAGGGAACAAGCCGUCGACCAGUUCCUCGAUGCGGUCGGCGAGACGGAGUGGUUCCGGCGGUGCCGCUGGCUGCUGCUGCCGCCGCCCGGUGACGCCAACCCCUCUCCCGCGCCGACCCGCGCGCCGCCGCUGGACAGCCAGGUGCUCGUGGGGAGGCGCAGCCCGCGGCCGGGCGACGACGUGGAGCUGCUGGAGGUGUACACCCCGGGCCCGGGCUCCCGGGUCUUCGCCCCCCUGUACGCCACUUGGGGCUCCGCGUCGGGGCUGCGAGUGUCUGCCACGCCCGGGCGCCGCGGCAGGACCGACCUGCGCGGGCUGGUCGUCAGGGCGGCCGCUCUCAACAUUUCCCCAACGUCCCAAGUGUGGAUCAACAAUAGUAAAAUAAUGUACGGAGGUUAUGUUGGUAAAUUGUGGAAUGUGUUGGAACAGAAGCUGGGAUUCAGGACGGAGUACCGCGUCGUGGCCCCCGACGUGGGCACCGGGACGGAGAACAACGGCUCGUGGAACGGCGUGGUCGGCAUGGUCGUGCGGGGCGAGGUGGACGUGGCACUCGAGCUCUACUCCAUGACCAGCAAGAGGCUCGCCGUCGUCGACUUCUCGUCCGCCGUCUACUACGACCGCUUCUACAUGUUCGUCAGGCGCCUGGACGGAAGGGAGGUUGGUUGGAAGGGGCUGGUCGCCCCGUUCGACUGGCGCAUGUGGAUGCUCCUGGUGUUCCUCGCCGUCGUGACGUUCACCUACCUCUGCUUCGCGCGGCUCGUGGGUCGUUCCUUCGACGUCAUCACGCCCUCGGAGGCUCUGCUACACUCGCCGGUGUACAUUGCCUGCUGCAUCUUUGGCAUUCUGUUCUGCAGCCAAGGUCACGCGACGGCCCCGCGGUGCGUGUCGUGGCGCGCCGUGCUGAUUGGCGCGCACGUCGCCGGCGUGGUGCUGGCUGCGGCCUACUCGGGCCGCCUCGUCGCCUCCAUCACCGUGCGCUACCACCGGCUGCCCUUCGCGUCCCUCGAGGGCCUGCUGGCCACCGACUACCGCCUCGGGGUCAAGAAGGACAGCGCCGAGUACAACGUCCUGCAGCACGCAGACGGCGGGCCCAUGAGGCAGGCGUUCGCGACGCGGGUGUCGCACGACGCGCGCAGCCACCCGGUCACAGACCUCGAGGGCUUGCGGCGGCUGUGCUCGGACGCCCGCUACGCCUUCGUGACGGCCGCGAAGCUGGCGCGCCACGCGGCCACGCGGCUCAACUGCAGCGUGGCGCAGGUGCCGGAGCCCUUCAUGCAGGGCGACGGCCACCUCGCGCUCGCCCCGGGGCGGCCCUACGCCCGCGUCCUCGACCACUACCUGCGGCGGCUGCGCGGCUCGGGCGUGAUGCAGAAGCUGUUCGCCGACGCCUUCCGCUCGCCGGCGUCCCACACGGAGCCCACGCCCUCUCCCGUGGACCUGCCGUCGGCGGCGGCGGCGUUCCAGUGCCUCGCGGCGGGGGCGGCGGCGGCGGCGGCGCUGCUGGGGCUGGAGCUGGCGCUGGCCCUGCGCCGCCCCCGGGGGCGGGCCGCCCCCCGCCGCCCCCGCCGCCACGUGGUCGACCUGACUCCCUUCCACACGUCGCGUGACUUCCUACCCAGACGCAGCAAGCGCUCUCCGGCUUCCUCGCCGGGCCCGCGGACCAGUCGGGUCCUGCCCUUCCUGCCGGGCGGCUACGCGGUGCAGCGCUCUGGCGGCGGCUCUGGGAACACCGCGCUGCCACACGUGGGCCUGGAAGACGUCCCGUCCAAGGAGGAAUAUCUCUGA
Molecule: messenger RNA, 2228 nt
Organism: Bacillus rossius redtenbacheri
Lineage: Eukaryota; Metazoa; Arthropoda; Insecta; Phasmatodea; Bacillidae
Product: glutamate receptor ionotropic, delta-1-like
Exons: 11
Coding region: 828-2228 (466 amino acids)
Cellular component (GO): membrane
Molecular function (GO): ligand-gated monoatomic ion channel activity
Source: RefSeq, a predicted model, not a curated record